Molecule: messenger RNA, 2164 nt
Organism: Oryzias latipes (Japanese medaka)
Lineage: Eukaryota; Metazoa; Chordata; Actinopteri; Beloniformes; Adrianichthyidae
Gene: rpa1
Product: replication protein A1
Biological process (GO): DNA replication; DNA recombination; DNA repair
Cellular component (GO): nucleus
Molecular function (GO): DNA binding
Source: RefSeq, a predicted model, not a curated record
CGCCAGUUGUUUUCACUGUUGGCGCCAGACACAACAGCAGAAUCGCCGCGUCGAGGGCUCAGUGCAUGCCCAGCUGUCGAUUGAGUAAAGUUAGUUAGUAAUUCAACUUUCCAUAACCAUGACGAAGCUUUCAGAGGGCGCAAUAGAGGCUUUAGCCAAUGGAACCGGGGGAAACGAGGCCAUCCUGCAGUUAGUGAACAUUCGAAAGAUCGAUGGAGGAAGUGGACCAUCUCGCUUCCGGGUGAUGAUGAGUGAUGGACGGCACACGUUGUCUUCCUUCAUGCUCUCAACGCAGCUGAACUGCAUGGCAGAGGAAAACAUCCUGGCCCAAAACUGCGUCUGUCUUCUCAAGAGACAUGUGACCAAUGUGCUAAAGGACGGCCGACGUGUUGUGAUCAUUUUGGAAAUUGAAGUCAUCAAGCCUGCUGGAGAAGUUGGUGGUAAAUUGGGAGACCCUGUUCCUUACAAUGAAGCUCAGAAGGGAGUCUCACAACCGGCUCCAGCUCAGGAAAACCGGCUUCCACUGCAGCCUCAAAAUAAAAUAGAAGUCAAAAGUUUCAACAGAGACUUUGGGAAGAAGGCUCCGCUCGCCAUGCCCAGUACUCCAGGAGGAAGCUCCAAAGUGGUUCCCAUCGCCAGCCUCAACCCCUACCAGUCUAAAUGGACCAUCCGCGCACGUGUUACUAACAAGAGUGGCAUUCGUACGUGGAGCAAUUCUCGUGGUGACGGGAAGCUCUUCUCCAUGGAGCUUGUGGAUGAAAGCGGAGAGAUUCGAGUGACUGGAUUUAACCAAGAAGUGGACAAGUUCUUCUCCCUGAUUGAGGUUGGGAAGGUCUACUACAUCUCCAAGGGCUCCUUAAAGAUCGCCAACAAGCAGUACACAUCGGUAAAGAACGACUACGAAAUGACGCUCAACGGAGAGUCCACCAUCCUCCCCUGUGAGGAGAGCGGCGACGUGCCCAUGAUGCAGUGCGACUUUGUUCCCAUCGGGGACUUGGAGAGCAGAGACAAGGAUGCCAUUGUGGAUGUGAUUGGAGUGUGCAAAAGUGUGGACGAGGUGACCCGCCUCACAACCAAGACCAACCGUGAAGUGUCUAAGAGAAGCCUAAGUCUGAUGGACAUGUCUGGGAAGCUGGUGACGGUCACACUGUGGGGAGAGGAAGCUGAGAAGUUCGAUGGUUCUGGACAGCCCAUCGUCGCCAUCAAGGGUGCCAAGCUGUCAGACUUUGGCGGCCGCUCGCUGUCCGCCUCCUUCAGCAGCACCCUGAUGAUCAACCCGGAUAUUCCUGAAGCGUACAAGCUCAGAGGCUGGUACGACAAGGACGGCCACGCCGUGGAGGGCCAGUCUCUAACGGAGCUGAAGGGCGGCAGCGGUGGAGGAAGCACCAACUGGAAGACGCUCUCUGACUUAAAGAACGAGCACCUGGGACAUGGAGAGAAGGCGGACUACUACUCAUGCAUAGCUACUGUCGUGUAUCUACGUAAGGAGAAUUGCCUUUAUCAGGCCUGCCCAAACCAAGACUGCAACAAAAAAGUGAUUGACCAGCACAACGGCAUGUUUCGCUGCGAGAAAUGUGAUAAAGAGUUCCCCAACUUCAAGUACCGCCUCAUCCUCUCUGCCAACAUUGCUGAUUAUGGGGACAACCAGUGGGUGACUUGCUUCCAGGAGAGUGCUGAGGCCAUCUUGGGUCAGAAUGCAGCGUACCUGGGACAGCUCAAGGACUCGAAUGAGUCUGCGUUUGAUGAGGUCUUCCAGCAAGCCAACUUCAAAACUUUUGUCUUCCGCAACCGAGUGAAGCUGGAAACGUAUAAUGAUGAAUCCCGGAUUAAAGCCACUGUGAUGGAUUUGAAGCCCGUCGACCAUAAAGACUACAUCAAGAGUCUGAUCGUGAACAUUAGAAAACUGGCUAUGUAGUAACCAGUGCAGCUUUCACCACGUCUUCAUUUGGGGUCUUUUUCCUUUUCUGUACAGCUCUUAUUAUAUGACGCUCACCGCCAAAUCCUACUUUAGUUCUUUAUCCCGGUGCAUGAGCGCCAACGACUGUUUUCUAUGUAACGCCCCAUUUGCUAGCUUGAGUCUUGUAUACUUGCUAAAUUCUUAUUUUUGUUGUUUAAAGAGGAAAUGUGGGUCAGUAAGUCAUGAAUAAUAAUAAUAAUAAAAAAA